UAGCAUUUCAGACCCUCACAAGAAAAAUCAUCCGAGGCUUUGAGUGAAUUCAAUUCCCAGCACAACAGCACUCUUCUCCUUGUCCUUUUGCCAACUCUUGAAGAAAAUGUCUUGCAAUUGCAGCUGUGGUAGUGACUGCAAGUGCGGUAGUGGCUGCAAAUGUGGCAUGUACCCUGACUUGAGCUACUCCGAGACCACUUCCACUGAGACCAUCAUUGCUGGAGUUGCACCGGUGAAGAUGUUCUCUGAGGGGUCUGAGAUGAGCUAUGGAGCAGAGAAUGACUGCAAGUGUGGCUCAAACUGCAGCUGCAGCUCAUGCGGCUGCCACAAAUGAUCGAAGCAAGCCAUGAUCUAAACUCAAAGAAGAAAGCUGUUAUGGUCUCUAUAAAUAAGAAAAAGACUGUAAAAGCUGGGUUUUAGAACUUACUGUAAAAUAAAAUUAGCCAUGAGAUUUGCAAAUCCAUGAAUCUCUAGCUAGCUAGGGUUUGGGAUUUGCUUUGUGGCUAGCUUAAUUAUCUGUAUGUUACAUCUUUCUUAAUUUAUGUGUUUCUUUAGCUUAAA
This is a messenger RNA of Pyrus x bretschneideri (Chinese white pear), 561 nucleotides long. Its product is annotated as metallothionein-like protein type 2. The record is from RefSeq and is a predicted model, not a curated record. The coding region runs from base 107 to 334 and encodes 75 amino acids. Lineage: Eukaryota; Viridiplantae; Streptophyta; Magnoliopsida; Rosales; Rosaceae. The transcript is spliced from 3 exons. Gene Ontology annotation, molecular function: metal ion binding.